This is a messenger RNA of Pomacea canaliculata, 1258 nucleotides long. RefSeq lists its product as uncharacterized. The transcript is spliced from 5 exons. The record is from RefSeq and is a predicted model, not a curated record. Bases 223 to 858 code for a protein of 211 amino acids. NCBI's taxonomy places the organism in Eukaryota, Metazoa, Mollusca, Gastropoda, Architaenioglossa, Ampullariidae.
UCAUCGCAGUGGUGUUCUUUCUGAGAAAAUGUUUUGUCCUAUUUAUCUGCUACACACGUUUUAUUAGUGAACAAAAUAUAAAGACAGCUUUGUACCUGGUAUUUGUGUAACACAGUUGUUUAACGUGUGCACCUGAAUAUACCUACCUGAUGUAGGAAGGAGCUCCUUUACACCGUAGCAUGGAGUGCUAGUAGUUCUUCAACAUUUAGAAGCUGUACACAAAUGACGAAAACGAAAAUCACAAACCUACUCAACAGCUGCCUUCUCUUACUUUUACUGCUGAGGAAUCCAACAGGAACUCUAGGAGCAGCUGACAUUACAACGAUAUGUGAAAACUCUACCUACACUGACGGCGCUACAAGCAAAGUAUUUUGUGAAAUUAAUACAACAGCUGUUGCAAGUGCUUCAUGUCUUGGAACACCGUCGCUGCUACUAAUCCAGUUAACAAGUCCAGAUGGAGUGCCGACAAUACUGUGCCAAACAACCUAUCCAGGAACAUGCACGAACCCUAAUGUAGACUGUGGUUGUGCGAACAAUGUUAACAACUCAGCCAAAUACCAGGCUCAGUUUACAGCAAAUGAAAUUACCCAGAAAGGGAGCUCCAUCUCAUGCACUAUUGGCUGUGAGCCCCCCCUUUCCACAAAUACAACUGUGGGCUGUCAGUCAAUGACAUUCAUAUCAGUCCCAACAACAAGUCCCAUCUUGUUUACUACCAAUAGUUUACCUGCUGAUGAUGACAAACCUGACUGCACCAUACCCUGCAUAAUUGGAAUAGUUGUUGCCAUUCUCUGUGCCAUUAUUAUAAUUCUAAUUAUAUUGGGAGUACUGUGCAAGAUGGGAAAGAUAAGUUGCCCUUAAAGAACAAAGGAUCAAGAAAUAUCUCAACAGGCACUUCAGUGUCAAGUGGAAAUGGACGACAUCAUCAUACACCAGUUAAACAAAUAAAAAGGAAGGCCUCAGCAAACCAUGAGAACAAACCUGGGAAUAAGUCAAGGCAACAAGUUAACAGACUACAUAAUCCUUUAUCCUAAUAAAUUAUUUAGUAGUUAGUCUCCAGAAGCUGUGAAAUAGUUUUAGAACUAAUUUCAUUUCAAUAAACCAAUGAAAAACGCUGAAGAAGGCCAAGAUGUUAUGAACUGUUUUAAAGACCAACCUGAAUGGUUUACGUUCUUUGCAGAUAUCGGUAGGUAUAAGGGAUAUAAACCUAACCUGUAGAUUUCCGCCUUUAAAACCCAUCCGUUUAUUAAUUAUCCAAUAG